AUGGCGCCGUCAAUCGAGAUCACCAACUUGCGCCUUCCACAUACUUCAAACCUUCUUGGAAUAGAUGACCCAACUCCUAUAAUCUCAUGGUCGUACUCUAUCCCAUCCGCGCAAACUGCUCCAUCCUGGCAGCAAAUCACGUACAUUCUAUCCCUUCGGAGUUGGUCUCUUGCUAGCGGCUCGGAUUCUGCAAAAACUUACGUUGUGGUGGGCCCGCAGGGAUAUUGUAGCGGGAAUAUACUAUGGCCAAAAGUCUUCCCGAGAGUUGAAUCUUCUCAUGUUUAUGAACUCUCGGUGCGGGCGAUAUUUACAGGAGGAAAAACCAAUGCACAUGGAGAGUUCGGAAGCCCGGGUGGUGAUAAGUUAGCGCCAGAAGGAGAAUCUGCAGAGCAACUGGCAGCGAAGUUCACCGUUGGUCUUUCCGACGCUUCUAUUGCUUCAGGUGUCCUGAAGUUCGAAGGCGGUAUCGUUGGAGGCCUGAACGGGUGGUAUAAGAAAGCUCCCUCCAUAACGCCAAUAACUACGCCUUGGAGCGCCCAGGGUUGGGAAAAGCCAGAACCCGUGCCGGCAUAUCGAAAUACUUAUACUCUCAAGUCAAAACCUCAAUUCGCCAGAGUCUACGCAACCGGCUUUGGUGUUUAUAAAAUCUCUAUCAACGGAAAGGCCGUUAGUGCUGAAUCAACCAUGAACCCUGGCUGGACAGAAUACGCUGUCAGAAUGACUUACCAAACCUAUGAUAUCACAGAGCACCUUCAAGCCGGUGAUAACGUGGUUACUGUUUGGGUGGCAGACGGGUGGUACCGUGGCCGUUUAGGGCUUCCUCAUAAGCGUUGGUCAGCUCGAAGAGGAAUUUACGGCAAAGAGACCGGGUUUAUGGCCCUUUUUGAGACAUUUGGGUCAGAGAACCAGAGUUUUUGGACAGGCAGUAGUAGUGAAACUGGUUGGAAAUGCAUCCAACGAAGUCCCAUCCUCGAAACGGAGAUCUAUGACGGAGAGCACCACGAUGCCAGAAUUAGCAUUGAAACAGCCGGGGAAGAUGAAUGGAAAGAUGUUAAACAAAUCCCGGAAGUUUUUGUUUCUGAGCUAAGACGUCCUGUUAUAAACGAAAAAACCGUCAAUUGGAGAAUCUUAAAGUGGGAUAUCGAAUCUUGGAGCACUGAAACAGCAACAAAGGCAUUACAAGCACAAACCGCGCCACUUAUUCGGCACACGCAGACAUUCCCAUUGAAAGAAACCAUCAGAACGCCGAAAGGGAAGAUUAUCUGGGAUUUUGCUCAGAAUAUUACCGGAAAGAUCAAGAUAAAAGGCGGCAACGGUGUCGAAGAGUGGGAGCCGGAAUUCACUUUCCACGGAUUUCGAUACGUCCAAGUUGACGGUUUGCCCGAGGGGGUGGAGAUCGAGGCCGUAGCUAAAGUAUAUGGCAGCGACUGUGACAAGGGGCUUUUGAAAUUUAACACUACUCACCAGGACCUUAACCGAUUUGUGGAAAAUAUCCAAUGGAGUACCAGAGGAAACUUCUAUUCAGUACCAACAGAUUGCCCCCAGCGUGACGAGAGAUUAGGCUGGAGUGGUGACAUCAAUCUAUUUGGGCCGACAGCAGUCUAUAUAUUUGAUUGCUACACAUUCUUAAAACAAUGGCUCCAAGGUCUCGCAGAUGGGCUUUACAUAGGUGGUUUCAACCGACCUCCCAUUGUCUCUCCAAACGCCUUUGAACUUCCUGGGUCACACAGACCGAUGGCGAUCUGGGAGGAUUGUUUAGUUGCCUUGCCGUGGAAUCUUUACAAGCAGUACCGAGAUCCUAGUCUCCUCGAAGCCCUUUAUCCCAGUAUUAGGCAAUACUAUACUAAAGGUAUUCCGAGAAACGAGGAUGGUCUAUGGGUAGACUCUUUCCAAUACGGUGACUGGCUUGACCCCACCACUCCACCAGAACGCCCAGAAUUGGCUCAGACGAAUCAAAUCUUCAUUGCCGAUACCUGGCUCUGCAAUAUCUCACAGAUAAUUCUCAACAUUGCAACAGUUCUUGGGAAAAUGGAAGACAUUGAAUUGUUCAAAUCCUCAAAGGAGAAGGUUAUCUCGGCAUGGCAAAAGAAAUACCUAGUACCUAUUGAUGCAUCCAUCUCAGAAUCCGAGGAGCCUCAACAGCUUAUUCGAUGGGAACCAAACGCUGAAGACCCAAAUCCUCCAAAUCCUGUCCCAGAUUCGCAAACAGCAUAUUCAUGCGCUCUUACAUUUGGUCUUCUCCCCGAGAGCUAUAUUGAGCCGGCAAUUCGUCGCCUGCACCACCUUGUCAAAAAUAAGGCCAACUUCCACAUCUCCACAGGGUUAGCAGGAACCCCUGAAAUAUUUUAUGCUCUUUGUUACCCCAGGAAUUUGCCAUCGACUACCUCGCAGGAGCACUUAGAAUCCGUAUCUCUAGCAUAUAAACUUCUGCUAAAGAAUUACGAUACCCCAUCAUUCCUCUAUCCAAUCAAGAUGGGAGCAACUAGUAUCUGGGAGCGUUGGGAUUGCAUCACCAAAGAGGGAUUCGCAAAUGUCGUUUCAAUGACCAGCAUGAAUCACUAUGCCCUCGGAGCUCCCGGUAAAUGGAUAUUUGAAAACAUUGGGGGUAUCAAAUUAGAACACGACGACCUUCCCGUCAGCGGUGUUGUCAACGCAGACGCAAAGGAAGGUUGGAAAUUCAUAUUUGACCCUAUUCCUAGCGUUGAAUUUGGGGUUCUAAGCAAUCAGAUGGAGUACGAAAGUCCAAAAGGGAGAGUGGAGUGUAAAUGGAGCUAUAGUACACAAGAUAAAGAGUUGUCUGUUGAAGUCGCGGUGCCUGCGAACUGUGAAGGAGAGAUCAGGAUAAUCGGAAAAACUGUGCAGAAGGUAGGUGCAGGAAAAUACUCUGUCAAGAAGAAGUUGGAUGAAGUAGACUGGAAGACGUUGGAGGCAUUUUAG
This is a messenger RNA of Orbilia oligospora ATCC 24927, 2937 nucleotides long. RefSeq lists its product as uncharacterized. The record is from RefSeq and is a predicted model, not a curated record. Bases 1 to 2937 code for a protein of 978 amino acids. NCBI's taxonomy places the organism in Eukaryota, Fungi, Ascomycota, Orbiliomycetes, Orbiliales, Orbiliaceae. The transcript is spliced from 5 exons. Gene Ontology annotation, biological process: carbohydrate metabolic process.